CUGAUAAGGUUGCACCAGACAGCCAGUUACAGUGGAGCGAAGGAGAGGAGACAAGUGAGUGAGCGGAGCUGUAUCCUCUCUGAGGUCCCGACAGUGCGAUCCUGCUGCAGCUUCUGUCUGUCACUGACUGACUGAUCCAACACAGAUAAUGUCAUCAGAACACCUGGCCUGUGGUUGGCUGCAGCAGCUGCUCAUUGUGCUUUUGAAGCUUUGCCUCACUUUUGCUGGGCCUCUGCGACCACUCAAUGGGACAGAAUGCACAGCCAAGGGUCCUGCUUCCUACAUCCUGGUCUUUACUGGUCACUGGAGCCCGCAGGCCUUCCCAAAGCAGUAUCCGCUGUUCCGGCCCCCUGCACAGUGGUCCAAAUUCCUAGCGGUGAGCCAUAAUCGCCAUUUUCGUCUGUGGGAGGAGGGAGCUCCAGCCAGUGCAGGGGUGCAGAACUUUGCUGAAAUCGGGGUCACGGUGGAGCUAAUGAAGGCAGCCAAAGAGGCAAGAAAGAGACGCACGGUUGGCGCCAUGUACCGAACAGCCGGCAUCCCUAAUGGCAUCGGGCACAGCUCCACCGAGCUGCUCAUGCAGCCCCGGAGCUCACUGCUGUCUCUGAUGGUGAAGAUGAUCCCCAGCCCUGACUGGUUUGUUGGUGUGGACAGCCUCAACCUUUGCGAAGGCAGCCAGUGGAAACAGGAAGUGACCAUUGACCUCCAACCUUAUGAUGCGGGGACAGACAGUGGAUUCACUUUCUCCUCUCCCAACUUCCCCAGCAGCCCCCGAGAAAACAUCACAAAGAUCACGUCUCAGAUGCCAAACCACCCAGCCAACUCCUUCUACUACCCACGUCUAAAGGAGCUUCCACCAAUCGCCAGCAUAAAGAUCAUGAGGCAGAGCAGAUCACCUGACCGUCAGACCCCCAUGUCUAAUCAUAUUCUGCCAAACUCUAUCAAUCAUCAGCACUUCUCAGCGACACCACUGGACUGCGAAGUGUCUCUCUGGUCAUCCUGGGGUUUGUGUCUGGGUCCCUGCUCCAAAGGCGGUGUUCGUCACCGCACACGCUACAUCCUCUUGCGGCCGGCCAAUGCUGGCGUCCCUUGCCCUGAGCUGGAGGAACAGGCUGAAUGCGUACCACACAGCUGUAUGAAACUCCAGUAGCCUACUGAGCACACAAGCGCAGAUGCUGCCAGUAUUCAACACUGGGACUCGUGUUAUUACUGCUGGACUGAGAAAUGCUGCUGCAUCUUGAGCAUUUCCUUGAUAAUGCAAAGGAUUUUGGUCUUUGUCUCAGCCAAAUUGUGGAAAAAUAAGACUUGCUGCAUUACCUGUGCAGCCCAUUAGUUUUAGUGUAUACACUCCUUCAGGGUGUACUUUAACAGCAAGAAAGGGAUAAUGAAGUGUAGCAGAGUGUUGGAGAAGUUUGUGUUGAGGUAAAAAGUGAUUUUUAUAUUGAGAGGGAGAUGCAUGACAAUGUGUCCCCUCAAAGUCCUGUAUGAGAACAGUUCAUAAUCACCCACACAUGCAUUUAAACUGCACACUGAUCACUGCACACCAGAGUUACAAAUGCACACACUCUUACAUGUAGGCAACACAAAAUUCCUUACACAUUCUGCAUACUUUUACGGCAUGGAGGCAUUAGUUUAAAUAGGUAACCUAUACACGCUUGGCACAUGCAGCUCUUUCAAAAUAACCUCACACCCCGAUUUAUAAAUAUCACCUUUCACAAGAAACGACUAAUGGCUGACUUGAAACUUAGAGCCAGUCUACAGUAGCUGGCCUAUUUUAUAACAAGAUGCAGGUUUUUAUAGAAAGAAAGAAUUAAUAUUUGUAUUAUGAUCUCUUUUGAUAUUUUAAUGUUGAGAUUUUGUAUAUACUGUAUGAUGUAUCUUGUAUAACUCAUGA
Thunnus maccoyii (southern bluefin tuna) is the source of this 1891-nucleotide messenger RNA. It is a transcript of the gene spon2a, whose product is annotated as spondin 2a, extracellular matrix protein. Gene Ontology annotation, cellular component: extracellular matrix. Lineage: Eukaryota; Metazoa; Chordata; Actinopteri; Scombriformes; Scombridae. Gene Ontology annotation, biological process: cell adhesion. The record is from RefSeq and is a predicted model, not a curated record. The transcript is spliced from 6 exons. The coding region runs from base 149 to 1147 and encodes 332 amino acids.